Molecule: messenger RNA, 969 nt
Organism: Lotus japonicus
Lineage: Eukaryota; Viridiplantae; Streptophyta; Magnoliopsida; Fabales; Fabaceae
Product: enoyl-CoA delta isomerase 2, peroxisomal-like
Exons: 1
Coding region: 103-825 (240 amino acids)
Biological process (GO): fatty acid beta-oxidation
Cellular component (GO): peroxisome
Molecular function (GO): enoyl-CoA hydratase activity; delta(3)-delta(2)-enoyl-CoA isomerase activity
Source: RefSeq, a predicted model, not a curated record
GAAGAACUCUCAACUAGUGAAUGUUGACUAGCUAGCUAUGAACAUUAACUUAAAGCAUUCACUCUCACACACACGGUCAACACUCAACACACAACCAAAACAAUGUGUACAUUAGAAAAACGAGGAUCGCUCUUCAUUCUAACCCUAACCACCGACGACGACGACCAACACCGUCUCAACCCCACCCUCAUCUCUUCCCUCCUCACCGCAAUUACCCAAAUCAAGUCCCAAGCCACCGACGGCUCCGCCCUCGUCACCGCCGCGCACGGCAGAUUCUUCUGCAACGGAUUCGACUUCGACUAUGCCCGGGCUGCCGGCUCCGUCACCGGAUCCCGCACCCGCCUCCGACACAUGUCCGACUCCCUCCGGCCUGUUAUAGCAGCGCUGUUCUCCCUCCCGAUGCCCACUGUCGCUGCCGUCUCCGGUCACGCCGCCGCUGCCGGGCUCAUCCUCGCCUUGGCGCACGACUAUGUCGUCAUGAGGAGCGACCGCGGCGUACUCUACUUGCCGGAGAUGGACCUCGGGAUCACGCUUCCUGACUACUUCGCCGCCGUGGCGAGGGCGAAGAUCGCGCCGGUGCAGGCGAGGCGCGAUUUAGUGUUGAGAGGGGUGAAGGUUAGAGCGGUGGAGGCGCUGGAGAUGGGGAUUGUGCACUCGGCGCACGAUAGCGCGGAAAGCACUGUUGAGGCUGCGAUGCGCCUGGGGGAGGAGCUGGCUGGGAGGAAGUGGGUGGGUGAGGCUUAUGGUGAAAUCAGGAAGAGUUUGUACCCUGAAGUUUGUAGUGUUUUGGGUUUGACUCUCAAACCUGUUAUCUCCAAGAUAUGAUUUUCUCAGAAUUUGAGUCUGUUUUAUCUCUAUACUACUAUUGUUUUUGUAAUGGUAUGUAUAAAACAUAAACAAAUGCAUGUAUCAAAGUAUGAAAUCUUGAAAUGUGAUCAGAAACAAGGAAAAAACUAUUAUUAUGGUGUA